UCAGAUUCACAUAAUUCAGAUUCAGAUUCAGAUUCAAAUUCAGAUACAGAUUCAAAUUCAGACUCCGCAGACUUGAUACAGAAACUUAAUCAAAAUGAAAUCGAGCCACUGGUAAUUGUUGAAACGAGAAGGUACCUCAAGCAAAACGGAAACAUGAAGUUCCUUGAAAAGUACUUGCCCACAGCAGCUUCUAGCGAAGAUAUAGUAAGAUUAAUUCUUCAGUUAGGAUUCAUUCCUCGUGAUAUGCCUGCUCCCAAUAACGCUAAUAUCAUGGAUCUUAUUCGUGUUCUUAACCAUGCAAUGAUAAAGGUAAAGUCUAUAAGAGAAAGACUCGAUAAUGUACGAACCAUCGAUGAUGUUUUAGACCAGAUCCAAGGGGCCAGUAAGAUCUUGGUAAUCACAGGGGCAGGUAUAUCCACGAGUUUGGGGAUUCCAGAUUUCAGAUCCUCCAAGGGGUUCUACUCUAUGGUGCAACACUUGGGACUAAGUGAUCCUCAGGAAGUGUUUGAUCUAGAAAUCUUCCAUGCGGACCCUAGUCUCUUCUACUCUAUAGCGUAUAUGAUUCUUCCCCCAGAAGAGAUCUUCAGCCCGUUACAUUCCUUCAUCAAAGUGCUUCAAUCCAAGGGUAAAUUGCUACGAAACUAUACCCAGAAUAUUGACAAUUUGGAGAGUUAUGCUGGCAUCAAACCAGACAAACUCAUCCAAUGCCAUGGCUCCUUUGCUAGUGCUACCUGCGUAACCUGUAAAUAUCAAGUCAAGGGAGAAACAAUAUUUCCCCAGAUUCGGGCAAAGGAGAUUCCUUACUGUCCAAAGUGUAUCAAAGCUAGAAAGGCUCUCUUGAAAAAAGACGACGACGCUUACAUACCUGAGAGUUUUGGCGUAUUUAAGCCAGAUAUUACUUUCUUUGGGGAGCCUUUGCCAAAAGCCUUUCACGACUCUAUAGGCUACGAUCUAGGAGAGUGCGACUUGCUUAUCAGUGUGGGAACGUCAUUGAAAGUUGCACCUGUAGCAGACAUUGUAGAUAAAGUGCCUGAGAAUGUACCCCAAAUUCUCAUCAACAAGGACCCAAUAGACCACUGUAACUUUGAUGUUAGCUUACUAGGUUAUUGUGACGAUGUCGCCAGCUUUCUUGCGAAUAGAUUGGGCGAAGACUGGAACCUUCCUCACAAGGACUACGACAGUAUAAGAGGAGAAGACCCUUAUGGGUCCAAUUUGGAAAUUGACCAAGUUGAUCCAGAAUUCAGGGAGUAUCAGAUAUACAACAAGACUAAUGAA
Molecule: messenger RNA, 1275 nt
Organism: Scheffersomyces stipitis CBS 6054
Lineage: Eukaryota; Fungi; Ascomycota; Pichiomycetes; Serinales; Debaryomycetaceae
Gene: HST1
Product: histone deacetylase
Exons: 2
Molecular function (GO): NAD+ binding
Source: RefSeq, a predicted model, not a curated record